Peronospora matthiolae is the source of this 267-nucleotide messenger RNA. The record is from the annotation of a GenBank genome assembly. Lineage: Eukaryota; Oomycota; Peronosporomycetes; Peronosporales; Peronosporaceae.
AUGGAUGAUGCUUUGCGUCGCAGCAUCUUUGGUUCAUCUGAUGAAUCAGAUGAACCAUCGCCGAAGCGGUGGUUCUCGAGGUCGCGAGACUCGGGCGCUCACAGUGGUGUCGGUUCUCCUAUUGACACCACUUCGCAGCGAGGUGCCAGUACUUCUGUCGGCACGUCGCAAGAAGAGCGGGACCGCAGUGUGUUGCGUCUCGCUCCCGAGAAGAAGGCAUGGGGAUGCCUCCUAAAUCCGUCAUGGAUCGCUUGUCGGCGACGAUGA